Sphaerulina musiva SO2202 is the source of this 3328-nucleotide messenger RNA. Its product is annotated as Fungal_trans-domain-containing protein. The record is from RefSeq and is a predicted model, not a curated record. Gene Ontology annotation, molecular function: DNA-binding transcription factor activity, RNA polymerase II-specific; sequence-specific DNA binding; zinc ion binding. The coding region runs from base 67 to 3114 and encodes 1015 amino acids. Gene Ontology annotation, biological process: DNA-templated transcription; positive regulation of transcription by RNA polymerase II. The transcript is spliced from 3 exons. NCBI's taxonomy places the organism in Eukaryota, Fungi, Ascomycota, Dothideomycetes, Mycosphaerellales, Mycosphaerellaceae.
GUGCCUUCCAUGACUUUUGGCUGCCCCUCGUGACUUGCCUGACUCGACCGACCGCCCCGACCGACGAUGCCGCUGUCUGGCUCUGGCUCUGGAUCUGGUUCUGGCUCUGGUUCUGGUGUUGCUGCUGCUGCCGGUAAUCAUAAUAUCAAGAAGAGGCCACUCACCCCGGACGACGCUGUCUCCACCACCUCCUCCUCCGCCGCUGCCAAUACCACCGCUGCCACCUCCACCUCCACCUCCUCCACCAACACCAAUACCACCACCGCCACCGCCACCGGCGCGUCGACGACUAAUUUUCGAAAUGUCUCGGCGUGCAAUCGGUGUCGGAAUCGCAAGAAUCGAUGCGAUCAAAAACUGCCCAAGUGCACCAACUGCGAAAAAGUCAACGUGAGAUGCGUCGGCUUCGAUCCCGUCAGCAAGCGUGAGAUUCCUCGAAGCUAUGUCUAUUAUCUCGAAACCAGAGUCCACAAUCUCGAGGCUCUCCUCAAUACCCAUGCCAUUCCCUACCCGCCCCCAAGCCAGGACUUCGCCAUUAGCGAUACCAUCAAACCGGGCAUCAAUGUUCCCUUUCCCGUGCAAGAAGACGCCACUCCACACGUGUCUUCUGAGCCCGCCCAAGUCCAGCCCGCCCAGUCGACUCUCGAUCCCGCGCUGAGGGAUCAGGAAGAGGGCGAACGGCUGGAGAAGCUGGUCAACGAUGUCGGCAUGGUCUCCGUGCAGGGCGCGGGUGAUGCACGCCUGCUGGGCUCUGCCACCUCGGGCAUCUCUUUUGCCCGUGUGGUCUUCGCUGCUGUGAAGAGGUCGGUGAACCAAACGCCCACGCCUGCCGAGCACGCAGGCGCGAAACCGGCCACUAAGCUGUCUGCUUCCGAGACUGCGGGCGGCGCGACCACGAUGCGAGAUUCAUUCUUUGGCCUCCAUACUAAGCCAACCAUCAAGCCAGCUCCCUUUCCAGACAGGGAACUGGGUCUCCGCCUGACUGAACUCUACUUUGAGCACGCGAACCCACAGAUACCCGUGCUCCAUCGAGGAGAGUUCAUGAUUCUCUUCGAUCGCGUCUAUGCCGCAGAUGCGAAGAAGAGAACUCCUCGAGAGCUGUACAUAUUGAACAUCGUCUUUGCCAUUGGAUCCGGUAUCAUCGUGGACACAUCGAUCCAUGAACCGCCCGUGGCCGCCACCGACUCGACCACGGACUCCGGACCACCGAAUAAGAAGAGACAGAGGGUCGCAAAUCACCAACACCAGCCCGAGGAAUAUCACAGCUCUGCCAUUAUCCAUCUCGAAAGUUUCCUGGGCUCUGCCUCUGCGGGUGAGGGAGUGGGCGGUGGUCUCGAGGAGCUACAGGCCGUCUUACUGCUGGCAGGGCUGGCUCUGCUGCGGCCUGUGGCACCAGGACUGUGGUACAUCAUCGGCGUGGCGGUACGUCUGAGUAUUGAUUUGGGCCUGCACAUCGAAGACAUUGAUCAUGAUCUCGACAACAGAGCGACGCAUCCGGAUGUCGAUCUUUCCAACGAUGGCUUAGGUCGCAAGCAGUGGACUCGAGACCUGCGUCGGAGACUCUGGUGGUGCGUCUUCAACCUCGACAGGCUGGUGUCGUCAUGUGUGGGACGACCAGUGUCUGUCAGUGAGGCAGUCGUCACGACGGAAUUCCCAAGUAUGCUGGACGACAAAUACAUCACACCGGCGGGCUUUUUCAAGCCCCCCAACUAUGUGGAGCGCCCGAGCUACAAACUCGUCACGCGCCAUUAUAUUCGGCUGAGACUGCUGCAAUCCGAGAUCCUCCAAGUGUUGCAGCAGCGCCAAGCAGACCAAGCGCGCAGACUGGGUGCGAACAGUGGCAACGAUUUUAUCUUGACGGGACUCGAGUCGCCCUUCCUCCGGCCUUUCCACUCCUUCCGAGAUUGGCGUGCCAAUGUCGACCGGAGACUGCUCGACUGGAAAGAGACAUCACCCCCGCAGUACGACACUGGCGUCGGCUUCAAUCCGUUGUUUCUGGACUUGAAUUAUUGGCAAACGGUCAUCAUGCUGUACAGACAGUCUUUGUCGGUGCCCGAGCAGCUUGCAAACGAGCUGAGUCCUGCGACGGGAGACGAUGUACAGAGCCCCGGCAACGUGAACUUCGAGCACGAAGAAGACAAGCAGAUGGUCUUUCUCAAGGUUGCGGAGGCAGGACAGAUGGUAUUGCGGAUAUACCGACAACUUCACCGGCUGAAGCUGGUCAACUAUACCUUCUUGGCAACCCAUCAUUUGUUCAUCAGUGGGAUAUCAUUCCUCUACGCCAUUUGGCACUCCACACUAGUGCGAUCACAAAUGACGAUCGACGACGUGGAUUUUACCGUCUUGGCCGCCACUUCUGUCCUAGGCGACCUCAUACCCAUGUGCCCUCCGGCAGAGGCAUGUCGAGAUUCAUUUGUGCGCAUGAGCAAGGCCACGAUAUCCAUGGUGAUGAGCACCACAGGAUUUGGAAAUCGCUCCACUCUGGGCACACAGGGGCUCAACAGUUCGGAAGGAUACUUGGGAGGAGGGUUCCUCGAAGCGAACCGAGUCAAGCAGGAAGCACAACAGACCUUGUCCAAUCCCACCAGUCGGCGGCAACUGCCCAAAUUCGACAUGAAUCUCAGAGAGCUGUUCUCUGAAGAAGAAAUCGCGAGCCGCCCACUCCAUCACCAGGCUAAACUACAGGGAUUCUUACGACACAUCCCCCCGCAGCAGCCUGCGAUUUCUCCACAGCCCCCCACCACUACCAGUCCACGAAACAGUGAUACUGCAUCGCAAUCUUCACAGAUGCAGGCGCGCCCACCAGGGGGUUCACCUGGCGGUGGCGGCGCACCAUUCCCACAACCGCCUCCUGGCCCACCCACUACUGCCUAUCGACCCUUUACCGCGGACACGCUCUCGGGUGCCAGCUCGACGGAACAGGACUACUCGCUUGACCAUCUGGAUUUCCUCGGCGACUUCCCCAGCACAGAUGCCAGCAGUUCCCACAAUCAUUUCUGGGGUCAUGCAAGCGAUGGCGCCGAUCUCGGAUUUGGGAACGGUGGUGGAUUUGACGCCAGUGGAGCAUGGGAGGCAUCGGGAGAAGUGUUUGAUACCUUUUUCUUUGGAAAUGUAUGAUUCAUCCAAGGCUAUUUUAUUCUUACCCAAGCCUCUCUCUCUCUCUCUGUGUGUGUGACGACCGAGUUCUGUCUGCUUGAUCUCUCUGUUAUAUAUAUAUAGCUAAGGGUAGGGUGAGGCGGGAUAGCAUAUACAUUAGGUACUUACCUACAUAGGUAUCCGCCUACCAGACCCAGGUUCAGGUUCAGGUUCAGGUUCAGUACUGUAGUAGUAC